This is a messenger RNA of Ctenocephalides felis (cat flea), 735 nucleotides long. Its product is annotated as apolipoprotein D-like. The transcript has 5 exons. The record is from RefSeq and is a predicted model, not a curated record. NCBI's taxonomy places the organism in Eukaryota, Metazoa, Arthropoda, Insecta, Siphonaptera, Pulicidae. The coding region runs from base 1 to 735 and encodes 244 amino acids.
AUGAGUGUUUUGAAAAUGAACAAAUUAAUAUUAUUAUUGUGGGUAUAUUUAGUUGUUAGUUGUGAGUGCUACAAAACUGUUACGGAUGAGAGUCAGUGUCCUAAAGUUCGAGCUGCCAGAAAUUUUGAUAUUACAGGAAUUGUUGGACAAUGGUAUGUUGUCCAAUAUUAUGCAUCUUCUGAAGAAUUACCAUUGUACAGUUGUAUGAGAGCAGUUUUUAUGCAAAAUGCAUUAGAAGUUGAUAUGAAUUUCACAUACAUGUUUGCCGAUGAUCCUCUUUUUGAACAAUUGGAAGGAAAUAUAACAUGGACCAUUCCAAAUCCAGACACCAUGGCACAUUGGGUACAUAAGGAAGACACUUAUGAAGGAGUAUACAAUACAUAUGUACUGGACUCUGAUUACAAGGAUUGGACUUUGCUGAUGCAUUGUGCAGAAAAAGAAGAAAGUACCAGAUAUUUAUCAGCACUUUUGCUAUCCAGAAAACAAGAUUUAACGAUUAAUGUCAUUUCUUACCUCAGGGACAAAUUACCAAAAUACGGCAUAGACACUGAAUAUCUGUUCCCAAUGGACCAGAAAAAUUGCAAACCAGGAAUACCAAGAACUUUGGAUCCAUUUGCAAGAAAAUUAAUAAUUCCAGGCAAUGACAAUGUUCCCUCCAAUGGUGGAGGCAAAAAGAAACAUCCAUUACAAAGGCAUCAUAAGAAACGGAGACAGGAAAGAUCUGAAUAUUAUUGA